Messenger RNA from Ochlerotatus camptorhynchus, 1898 nucleotides. RefSeq names its product cathepsin B-like. Gene Ontology annotation, cellular component: lysosome. The record is from RefSeq and is a predicted model, not a curated record. Lineage: Eukaryota; Metazoa; Arthropoda; Insecta; Diptera; Culicidae. Gene Ontology annotation, molecular function: cysteine-type endopeptidase activity. The coding region runs from base 48 to 1097 and encodes 349 amino acids. The transcript has 2 exons.
UUAGUUUUCAAUUUCCAUCGAGCUCAUUCCCAGUGCCAUUCAGAGCAAUGAUCACCUACCACCUAAUCGCUGUACCAAUUUUCCUCAUCGUCUUCGCCCAAGCAUCCGAGGACAUCUACGAAGACAACCUGACUGGCGAUGAGUUCAUCGCCGCCAUCAACGCACGAGCCAAAACCUGGAUUGCUGGAUCAAACCCCAUGCCGGAACCCGUCUACAUGACCAACGUGGCAGAACCGAGCACCGCCGACCUGGCACUGCUGGACACGGAUGACGAACUGCCAUGGGAACUUCUGAGGAACGGCAUCAGCGUGGAUCUACCGGAAAGCUUCGACGCGCGGGACCAUUGGCCCGAGUGUCCUUCGUUGACUCAAAUCCGCAAUCAAGGCUGCUGUGGAUCGUGCUAUGCCACGGCUGUUGCGGCGGCAAUGACCGAUCGGUGGUGCAUACAUUCCAACGGGACGCAGCAGUUCACGUUCAGCACGCAGGACGUGACGAGCUGCUGCCCGACCUGCGGCGAUUGCACCACUGGAUACCCGUAUCGGGUUUUGUUGCACUGGAAGCAGCAUGGUUUCGUGAGUGGCGGGGAGUACAACAGCGAGCAAGGUUGCAGACCGUAUGAGGUUGGACAGUGCAAAGCCGGGGAGCCGGACCCUGAGCAACUGGAGUGCGUGGAGCAGUGUAGGGAAGGUCACCCGGCUAGCUAUAUGGAUGAUAAGCGUUUCGCUAGUCGAGUUUAUAAGGUGGUAGAGGAUGAACAGAUGAUAAGGUUGAAUUUGUUCUCCCGAGGACCACUGUCGACAAGGUUCGAAAUUUACAAUGAUUUCCUUAGCUACAAACAAGGUGUUUAUCAGUAUACAUUCGGGAGACAUCGUGGGUCACAUAUUGUGAAGCUGAUUGGUUGGGGCGAGGAGAAUGGAGUCCUGUAUUGGUUGUGCGCCAACUCGUGGGGGCCGAACUAUGGGGAGCGGGGAUUUUUCAAGAUUUUGCGCGGAGUGAAUCAUUUGGGAAUUGAGGCGCAGGUUUUCGGCGGUAUUCCGAGGUAUGUUUCACCUGAUUUGUCAACCGUUAUGGGAUGGACCAUCGAUGUUCAAGAUUAACCAUUGUGCGUAAGUUAUUAAGUAAAAUAAUCCAUAGUAUUUUUUUAAAUUAUUGGUAAACAAAGACAAUUUUAGGAUGAUAUAACGGGAUCUAAUGAACAAAAGAUGAACUUUGAACCAGGACUGGUAAAUGUCAUUGUAAAUUGUAUAUCUCACGCAAUAUACUUCUGUCACUAUCAUCAUGAGAACACGAUGAUAGAGAUUUUCUUCAAAAUCUCAUGAGAUUUUACUCUUAUGACAUAACGUGACAGCGUUGUGGUGAUCGCAAUUACUAGUUCAUUUAUUGAUAGUAUUGUUAAUUGUGCCACAGAAAUCUAAAAAAAUAUAUUCUCUCUACCGAUUACAUACUGUUGCUUGCCUAAAUUCAUCUACAAGGUGAUUCGGAAUAACUGUCACUUUUUAUAAAUUAUAACGAUUGAUUUUUUAUAGCAGAAUAUUCCAGAUAUACUACAUAAAUAACGUUCAACUUAGCAUACUUUAAUUCAAAUCUCUCUCCCUUUACCUUUGAUUAUCAGUCACAUUUGCCACGAAAAUGAACCACAGCACGUUUUUGUUCCAGCACCUUUGGAGUCCUGAAGUGGUCCUGUGUGAUAUUGAAAAGAUUUUCCACGCAUGGUUCCAUUUUACCUCUAUAAUGAUGCGAAAAAUAAAUGUUUCAUUCAGUCGAAGAGAUUUCACACGAAUUUAUACAGAUUUAUGACAUGCUCCAUUUUCACGUCCAUGGCUGUUUGAAAUCGAAAACGAAUGAAAUUUCAAGUCCUACUAUCAAUGACAUGUUUACACACUUUAAACAAAAAUACA